Messenger RNA from Paramecium pentaurelia, 361 nucleotides. NCBI's taxonomy places the organism in Eukaryota, Ciliophora, Oligohymenophorea, Peniculida, Parameciidae. The record is from the annotation of a GenBank genome assembly.
UAAUGUAAGCAGAUUAAUAGUACCCUUAAAUAGAUGUUAAAGAAUUUAAAGCAUUUGCUGUUUGGAGAUGGAAAGCUGAAUAAGUAAUAAGAAUAAUUGAUAAUCAUAGUUAAAUUAAAAUUGUUGUUCAUGUAAAAAGUUAAUGACAGAACCAUGUAUUGAUUGUGAAGUGAUUAAUGAUUAAAAUGAAGAUCAAAAUAAAUGUAUAGCUGUUUAGAGUGGAAAUUGUGGUCAUGCUUUACAUUAGCAUUGUAUACGUAAAUGGAUUCAAACCAAAAGUUAAGGUGGAACAUAAGGUACAUGUCCAAUGUGUGACUUAAGUUGGGAAAUCACAAAUGAAGUUGAAUUAUAGAAUUGAUAU